AUGGCGAUUCGUGGUGCCAUCGGGUUGGGAAUUAUAGGCAUUUGUUUGGCUCUGCUUGGUUUCUUUUGCACUGGAGAUCUUUUUUACGCUUGUUGCCGAAACAAAUACAAUAUUAAACUUCUUAUUAAGACAAUAGACAAAGGCAAUCGACCUGGAACUGGAGUUUCAAGUGUUAAAUUUUUUCCGCGAACUGAAAUUGUAGAGCUGGUCAGAACUGCAUCGAGUGAUGUUGAUCAUGGCGUCGUAUACGUUGAUAUUCCUGCUCGUAAUGAAAAUUUGGGCGUAGCAUUUGGGCAAGCUCUUAACUUUGCAUUUGAAGAGCGAAUCUCUUUUACAAAUCAAUUGAUACGAAAAUUGGGCAGUACUAGGACUUUGGAAGCUUUUAAGCGUGGUGCUAAAGUGUAUAAAGCAAAACGUGGCAAACCUGCGGUUAUUGUUUAUGAUAAUGUUAGCCAGAUGGUUCCAGAGAAUCAAAAAAUCCUUGAUACCCUCCAAGAUGAUGCCAAAAAAAAUGCUGAUGACCAAAUAUACAUUGCGGUGUUUGUCAGUAGUGAAGGCGCGAAAUCGGUGACUGAGAUACAUAAGAUCACCGAAAAAGCGGAAGAAUUAUAUCAAUUGGUCGGUGGUCGCAUUUUAGAGUUGAAAGAUGUUGCAAAUGAUUUUUCGUCAGGUCAAUCCAUUGAAGAUAUCAAGGAGAAAAAAUCACUUGAUGCCUAUAACCAAUUGGAUUCAGCAAAACUACUUGAAGAUCAAAAACAUCAUGAAGUAGGAAAACGUGUAAUUAAUGCUUUGCUGGGCUCCAAAGAAAUUAGUAUUAGAGAAUUUAAAAAAUUAUUUGCGAAUGAAGAGGAAUAUGGUGAAGUUUUAGAAGCUAACGUGUUUGCAUAUCAUCCAUCAAGAAAUACCGUGAGUUUCCAAUCGCAAUCAAUAGAAUGCUACAUUCGGAAAAAUUAUGAUGUAUUUGCUGAUCUAGUUAACCUAACCCCUUAUAACGAACUCAGUUCUAAUUACGCAUCAGCUUCCAAAUCAUGA
Messenger RNA from Diversispora eburnea, 1032 nucleotides. The record is from the annotation of a GenBank genome assembly. NCBI's taxonomy places the organism in Eukaryota, Fungi, Glomeromycota, Glomeromycetes, Diversisporales, Diversisporaceae.